UUGCAUAUAUACCAAAACUGUUAACAGUGCGGUUAGCAGAGCCAUCGAUAUCGAUAAGUUCCACGGCAUAGCAAGCUUAUAAAAACUGCCGCUAGAGGGCUAAGUCUUUGAGCAAAUUGUCAAAGUAUCGUUAAAAUUCAAAAUUAAAUAAGCCAUUUUUUCGAUAAUCAACUAUGUCAAAGAUUGGUCGUAGUCUAUACCGCCUGCAGGCAGACAAGACAUUAUUUUUGUUGUGUGAUAUACAGGAAAAAUUCAAGCCUGCAAUUCCACUGUUAGGGGCGGUCAUUGAAAACUCUAAGAAAUUGGUCGAAGCUGGAAAAGUAUUCAAUAUUCCGCUGCUGGUUACAGAGCAAUAUCCAGAGAAACUGGGACCCACUGUGUGCGAAAUAGACAUAAAACAUGCUUGUGGUGUUGUUCCAAAAACCAAAUUCAGCAUGGUUAUUCCACCAGUUGAGGAAAAGAUGAAAAGUAUUUUUGGGGGAACACCACAAACUGCGGUGCUGUUUGGCAUAGAGACUCAUGUUUGCAUAGAGCAAACCGCUUUCGAUUUGCUGAAUAAGAAGAUCAACGUUUGGCUUGUCGCCGACUGUUGCGCUUCGCGUCUCAAUCAAGACAGAGAUUUGGCCCUGGAGCGAUUGCGAGACAUUGGCUGCACCAUCACCAGCACGGAGAGUGUUAUUUUUAACCUGCUGAGCGACAAGAACCACAAGUCAUUCAAGGACAUCGCAGGGCUGGUCAAGAAAGUGUCAGCCGACUUGAAGAUUUGGCUACCCACAACAACAUCGACAGCAGCUGCCAAUAAAAAAUGAUGGCAAUGAUGGCGGCGCCCACUUUUGAUGUCCAUUUGCCCAUUAAGGGGUAGCAUUUUUGUGUAGCUCAUAGAAAUUAUGAAAGAAGUAAACGAAACGAGAAGAAACA
Molecule: messenger RNA, 918 nt
Organism: Drosophila nasuta
Lineage: Eukaryota; Metazoa; Arthropoda; Insecta; Diptera; Drosophilidae
Product: isochorismatase domain-containing protein 1
Exons: 3
Coding region: 174-809 (211 amino acids)
Source: RefSeq, a predicted model, not a curated record